Molecule: messenger RNA, 3787 nt
Organism: Nipponia nippon (crested ibis)
Lineage: Eukaryota; Metazoa; Chordata; Aves; Pelecaniformes; Threskiornithidae
Source: RefSeq, a predicted model, not a curated record
AUGGUGGCAAAAUCAAGAUGCAUAUUGGACAACGAAAUUAAACUUCAUAUAAUAAUUCAUUUUGAUGAUGAAAAUCUUGGCAAGACUUGCUGCAGCCGCCUUCGAAACAUUCAGAGUAUCCUGACACAGAGCAGCAAAUCUCAACCUGAUGGAAUCCUUUGCAUUUUAGGAAUAGAUAGUCGAUACAAUGAAGGUUGCAGGGAACUGGCAAACUAUCUGCUUUUUGGCUUGUAUAACCAGAAUAACAACGACUUUGAAAGAACUGGGUUUCCUGAAGAAGUUCUUGAUGAUAUAAUCAUAUUAAUAAAACCUGACAGUGUCCAUCUGUACUGUAACCCUGUGAAUUAUAAUCAUCUUUUGCCAUAUGUGGCAUACUGGAGGAACUUGCAUUUUCACUGUCUAACUGAAAAUGAGUAUGAAGAUGAAGAAGCUGCAGAGGAAUUCAAAAUUUCCAGCUUUGUAGACAUGGUUCGAGAUUGCAGUCGCAUUGGCAUUCCGUACAGCUGCCAAGGUCAUCUACAGAUAUUUGAUAUGUUCAUUGUUGAAAAGUGGCCAAUAGUGCAGGCUUUUGCACUGGAAGGAAUUGGGGGUGAUGGCUUCUUUACAAUGAAAUACGAAUUAAUGGAUGUCAGUGUUGAUUUGUGGAAGACAUACAGCAAAAUGGAUCCUGUUUCCUUGGAGGACUUGCUCUUUGAGGAUUUAAUGAUUUUUGAACACCAGUGGACCAACUUUUUUGCGAAUUUUGAUACUGAAAUUCCCUUCAUUCUGGAGCUAUCGGAAUCUCAGGCAGGGGAGCCUUUCCGAAGUUACUUUAGUCACGGAAUGAUCUCAAGCCAUAUAACAGAUAACAGCCCUAGCCGGCAGCCCUUUGUUCUGUUUGGUAGCCACUCAACUAAGGAAAACUUGAACUCUGGUAACUUUAAUUUUCCAUCAGAAGGACAUCUUGUUCGCAACACUGGCCUUGGUGGAAGCACUGCUAAGCAUAUGGUAGUGCAGUGUGUAUCUCCAAAGGGACCUCUGGCUUGUUCAAGGACCUAUUUUUUUGGAACCACUCACAUUCCUUUCCUAGGAGACGACAAUGAGGUGCACAAGCAAGCUGAACAAGUUACGCUGUUGUCGCAAAUAUAUACUGCUGUUGUAGAGGCUGUGCUUGCUGGCAUUGAGUGCUAUGCUAAAACUUCCACUGAAUCCAAGGCAAAGGAGGUAGCAGAGCAGAUGCUCAUGUCUGUGUUAGAUACCCUUCAUUUAACACAACUUAAAACUGCAUUAUGCUCCAAAAUCGCUUUUCAAAUUCAGGCUGUGAAUAAUCAUGGAAGAAUUACUCCAUUAGAUAAUGAGGAUAGCCUGAGUUUGAUUAAAACGGCGUCUAUGAUGGUAUUUGACAUUCCAGACUUGCUCACAGGAAGAGGAUGCUUGGGAUCUGUUGUCUUUUCAGAGUCUUUUCUAACAUCACAGAUACAAGUAAAAGAAAAAGGUGGCAGCAUUAGUUCAGAAACCAGCCACAUAAUACUGACUGCAGCUAUCCCAAGAUAUGCUUCUUGGCUGGUUGAAGAUAGUGAUGUGAAACUGUCUGAAAAGGCACAGCAUAUUUUGAAGGAAGACAAAUCUUUUCUGGGCACUUUACUCGCUGGAGGUGAUGGAGCGUAUAUUUAUUCUAGCAAUCCACAGGCCAUACCUGCAGAAGGCAAAUUGUACUUCUUUUCAGAUGGCAUUCUCUUUUCUGAUCCCCACCAUGGCAGCAUUUCCAUUUCAAAGAACCACAUGAGUUCCAUUUCUCUCUAUGAUGGGGAUUCAACCUGUAUUGUUGCUGCUCUCUUCAUAGAUGUCAAAAGUUCCUUGCUUGCUCAUCUACCAAUUGAAUUCCAUAGCCAAGACAACUUUUUGAUGAUUGCACUUUUCCCCAAAACAAAGAUUUAUAAAGCUUUUUAUUCACAGGUUUUCUCUGCGUGGCAAAACCAGACACACUCAGGAUUAUCGUUAAGGGUUGUCCAGGAAGAAUUUCUGUCUGUGGAACAAAAGAGACUGCAUUCCGGUGUUCAGAAGCUGUUUAAUGCCUUGUCGUUUCCUUCUGGGGAAAGAUGCAGGGAGCUUAAAAUAUCUGCUGCCCUUCCAGAAUUAGAGAGGUUUGUGCAACAUUUUACUGUCAGCAGCGUGAGUCAUGAGCCAAUAAUGAGAGCGCAUCUUCCUAUUUUAUUGCAACAGUCAGAAGUCAUUCCUGAUAGCAAAGCAGAAAGUGAUAAGGUGGUUAUCACCAUUAUAACUGGUCUUCCAGGAUGUCGUUGCAGUGAUCUGUGCGCUUUCCUUGUAACUUUUAACAAGGAGCAUGGCAGGUGGAUAGUUUAUCGGCAAAUUAUGGAUAGUCCAGAAUGUUUCAGUGCCACCCACUUCCAGCGUUACCUCUCCAGUGUCCUGGAGGCUCAGCAAAACCACAGCGUCCGUCAGUCCACUUAUGCUAAAAAGAACAAGCGUCUCUUAGUGGUCUUGCAAGGAUAUACUGAUGUGAUUGAUGUUGUACAGGCGCUGCAAACUCAUCCUGACCCAGAUGUGAAGUCGUCUUUCAUCAUUGGAGCAGUUAAUACUUGUGUAGAGCCACUGAGUUGCUAUAUGGAACAUAGGCUUCUUUUUCCCAAGUUCCUGGACCAGUGUUCACAAGGACUAGUGAGUAACGUGAUUUUCACAAGUCAUGCUACAGAGCAGAAGCAUCCACUCCUUAUGCAACUGCAGAGCCUUAUCCGAGCGGCAAAUCCUGCUGUUGCGUUCAUCUUGGCAGAAAAUGGAGUUGUAACUAGGAAUGAGGACAUUGAAUUAAUUCUCUCAGAAAGCAGUUUUUCAAAUCCUCAGAUGAUGAGAGCUCGAUAUUUAAUGUAUCCUGGCUGGUAUGAAGGUAAAUAUGGAGCUGGGUCUGUCUUCCCUCCGAUGGUUCAGAUCUGUGUAUGGUUUAAUCGUCCUCUAGAAAAAACACGAUUUGUGACCAAAUGUAAAGCAAUUAAGUCAUUGCUCAAGCCAAGUCCUUUUUCUGGAAACAUUUAUCACAUCAUGGGCAAAGUUAAGUUUUCAGAUUCUGAUAAAGUAAUUGAAGUCUGUCACAACACAUCAUCUAAUUCACUAAGCCUCGUGCCUGUUCAGGAGGGGCCAACUCCUGAUUCAAGAAGCGAUAACAGAGAUUGCGGCAGUCAACAGGAGUGCUUCCUUGUGUUCGUUGGCUGCUCUCUUAAGGAAGAGGAUAUAAAAGACUGGCUCAGAGAAACUGCAAAACAGAAACCUCAGCGGAAAGCUCUGAAAACCAGAGGAAUGCUAACCCUUCAGGAAAUAAAGAACAUUCACGUGAAACGCCACUUGGAUCCACUUCCAGCUGGUUAUUUUUACAACGGGACUCAAUUUGUGAAUUUCUUUGGUGACAAAAUGGAUUACCAUCCAUUAAUGGACCAAUUCAUGAACGAUUACUUGGAAGAAGCCAACAGGGAAAUAGAAAAGUACAACAGAGAACUAGAAGAACAAGAGUAUCACGAUCUCUUUGAGCAGAAGACAUAAGCACAUGCGUUCUGUGCAUUUCUGAACCACCUACUGUCAGUAACCAAAAAUGCUCUCGUCCUUGCUGGUUAACUAGAAAAUUAAGUGAAGUAAUGUCAGUUUUCAGCACUCCUUUUAAAACUAAAGAUCAUUCCUGUAAGGUUGGCAUUUUAAUAUGGUAACUGCUUAGCUGUUUGUACUGUCAGGUUUGCUUCCACUUCACCUUAAUUCCAGACUGUAAAAAGCAUCACCUGGAAUCUCUGGCUAGUAGUGGAAA